Messenger RNA from Cygnus olor (mute swan), 2345 nucleotides. It is a transcript of the gene CPSF3, whose product is annotated as cleavage and polyadenylation specific factor 3. Gene Ontology annotation, biological process: mRNA 3'-end processing by stem-loop binding and cleavage. Gene Ontology annotation, molecular function: RNA endonuclease activity; 5'-3' exonuclease activity; RNA binding. The record is from RefSeq and is a predicted model, not a curated record. Bases 61 to 2136 code for a protein of 691 amino acids. NCBI's taxonomy places the organism in Eukaryota, Metazoa, Chordata, Aves, Anseriformes, Anatidae. The transcript has 18 exons. Gene Ontology annotation, cellular component: mRNA cleavage and polyadenylation specificity factor complex.
GGGAAGGGCGGCCGGGAGGAAGAGGAGGAGGAGGAGGAGGAAGAGGAGGAGUAAGCGGCCAUGUCGGCGAAGCGGAAAGCCGAGGCCCUGAUCCCGGCGGAGGAGAGCGACCAGCUGCUCAUCCGGCCCCUAGGUGCUGGCCAAGAAGUAGGAAGAUCAUGCAUUAUUCUGGAAUUUAAAGGAAGAAAAAUAAUGCUUGAUUGUGGCAUCCAUCCUGGACUGGAAGGAAUGGAUGCUCUCCCUUACAUUGAUUUGAUAGACCCUGCUGAGAUUGAUCUCCUCCUAAUAAGUCAUUUCCAUUUAGAUCACUGUGGAGCUUUACCAUGGUUUUUGCAGAAAACAAGUUUUAAAGGAAGGACAUUUAUGACUCAUGCCACAAAAGCUAUUUACAGAUGGCUUCUUUCAGAUUAUGUCAAAGUCAGUAAUAUAUCAGCGGAUGACAUGCUAUAUACAGAAACAGACCUUGAAGAAAGCAUGGACAAGAUUGAGACCAUCAACUUCCAUGAAGUGAAAGAAGUGGCAGGAAUCAAAUUCUGGUGCUACCACGCAGGCCACGUUCUGGGAGCAGCCAUGUUUAUGAUUGAAAUAGCUGGUGUAAAGCUUUUGUACACAGGUGAUUUCUCAAGACAGGAAGACAGACAUCUGAUGGCAGCUGAGAUUCCUAAUAUUAAGCCCGAUAUUCUUAUCAUUGAGUCCACCUAUGGUACUCAUAUUCAUGAGAAAAGGGAAGAGCGAGAGGCAAGAUUCUGCAAUACUGUUCAUGACAUUGUAAAUAGAGGAGGUAGAGGUCUUAUUCCUGUGUUUGCCCUGGGUCGAGCUCAAGAACUACUUCUAAUUUUAGAUGAAUACUGGCAAAAUCACCCAGAACUCCACGAUAUCCCUAUUUACUAUGCCUCCUCUUUGGCGAAGAAGUGCAUGGCAGUUUAUCAGACAUAUGUCAAUGCCAUGAAUGACAAAAUCCGCAAGCAAAUCAACAUCAACAAUCCAUUUGUUUUCAAGCAUAUUAGUAACCUGAAGAGUAUGGAUCAUUUUGAUGAUAUCGGCCCGAGCGUGGUGAUGGCUUCCCCAGGUAUGAUGCAGAGUGGCUUAUCCAGAGAGCUGUUUGAGAGCUGGUGCACAGAUAAGAGGAAUGGAGUAAUUAUAGCCGGGUACUGUGUUGAAGGAACACUUGCUAAGCACAUCAUGUCUGAACCCGAAGAGAUCACAACUAUGUCAGGGCAAAAACUCCCCCUGAAGAUGUCUGUGGAUUACAUUUCUUUCUCUGCUCACACAGAUUAUCAACAAACUAGUGAGUUUAUCCGGGCCCUGAAACCUCCACAUGUGAUUUUAGUUCAUGGCGAGCAGAAUGAAAUGGCCAGGUUGAAAGCAGCAUUGAUACGAGAAUAUGAGGAUAACGAUGAAGUUCACAUAGAAGUUCAUAAUCCUAGGAAUACCGAAGCUGUGACAUUAAACUUCAGAGGAGAAAAACUUGCCAAGGUGAUGGGAUCUUUAGCAGAUAAGAAGCCAGAACAAGGACAGAGAAUUUCUGGAAUCCUAGUUAAAAGAAAUUUUAACUAUCAUAUCCUUUCUCCAUGUGACCUCUCCAAUUAUACAGACUUGGCUAUGAGCACUGUAACACAGACACAAGCUAUUCCAUAUACCGGCCCUUUCAAUCUCCUUUAUUACCAGCUACAAAAGCUUACUGGUGACGUAGAAGAAAUAGAAAUCCAACAAAAACCAGCCCUGAAGGUUUUCAAAAAUAUUACUGUGAUCCAAGAACCAGGCAUGGUAGUCCUUGAGUGGGUGGCAAAUCCUGCUAAUGAUAUGUAUGCAGACACCGUGACAACAGUGAUACUGGAAGUUCAGUCAAAUCCUAAAAUACAGAAAGCUGCAGUGCAAAAAAUUUCCAAAAAAGUAGAUAUGGAUGUGUACAGCAAGAGAAUGGAAAUCAUGCUUCAGGAUAUGUUUGGAGAAGACUGUGUAAGUUCAAAAGAUGGCUCUGUUCUGUGUGUCACAGUAGAUGGAAAGACUGCAAACGUCUCUCUGGACACUCGGACAGUUGACUGCGAGCCAGGAAGCGAAGAUGAUGACUCCCUUCGUGAAAUGGUGGAACUCGCUGCGCAGAGGCUCUAUGAUGCCCUCAGCCCAGUACACUGACCUCUGUAGAUAUCUAGGACACACAAGAAAAACUUUUAAUGUUCAAAUUUAUUUGGACUCUUUUUUAAAAAUAAAUAAACUUUUUUCUUCAGUAAUACAAAUGCAUCAAUUCUGUGACUGAAACUGCUAAAUUAUUUCAAAUAAUGGGUGAGCAACCUUAUAUCAACUAUAUUUGUACAUAUAGAUCACAAUAAAAUUAGGCAAAGUAU